AUAACGCGCUGUGUUGAAAGUUUGUCCUUGCAGGAUACCGUACUGACGACAACACGCUCACAGGGAAAACAUGGCCGCGGCCUUAGCGAGGAGGGUGUCCGUGUUCCUGAGGCCGCUGUCUGCCUCUCUUCGCCCCGGGACACCGCAGCUCCGUCAGCUCUCCAGCCUCAUCCACCCUUCGCCGCUGUACAGCUCCGCUGCUGCGGCCGCCGUCCGCGCUCCUCUGCCGGCUGCAGCCUAUCAGACACCCCGCUACCACAUCCUCCAACGGGUGUCAGCUCUUGUUCCCAGUCUGACUCUGCAGCCAAGCAGAAGUCUGAUCUACUAUAGUCUGAAGAAGGGGAAGAGAAAAACUGUCAAAUCUGUCACACAAAGAUUCCUGAGGCUGCACUGUGGACUUUGGAUCAGACGCAAGGCUGGAUACAAGAAGAAACUGUGGAAGAAGAAACCUGACAGACGAAAGCGCCUGAGGGAGUUUGUCAUCUGUAACAAAACACAGAGCAAACUUUUAGAUAAAAUGACAUGUUCUUUUUGGAAGAGGAGGAACUGGUAUCUAGAUGAUCCAUACCUGAAAUACCAAGACCGGGUAAACCUCAAACCGUAAUUUGAUAUGUGUAGAGGUGUCAUGUAUUCUGUUCAAAUAUAAUGUACUGAUGUAAUAUACAAAAUAAAGUCAAAUAUUGUUAAUGA
Molecule: messenger RNA, 690 nt
Organism: Paralichthys olivaceus (Japanese flounder)
Lineage: Eukaryota; Metazoa; Chordata; Actinopteri; Pleuronectiformes; Paralichthyidae
Gene: mrpl35
Product: mitochondrial ribosomal protein L35
Biological process (GO): translation
Cellular component (GO): ribosome; mitochondrion
Molecular function (GO): structural constituent of ribosome
Source: RefSeq, a predicted model, not a curated record